Varanus komodoensis (Komodo dragon) is the source of this 744-nucleotide messenger RNA. RefSeq names its product RNA polymerase II subunit G (gene POLR2G). The transcript is spliced from 8 exons. Gene Ontology annotation, cellular component: P-body; RNA polymerase II, core complex. Gene Ontology annotation, molecular function: single-stranded RNA binding; translation initiation factor binding; single-stranded DNA binding. Gene Ontology annotation, biological process: positive regulation of nuclear-transcribed mRNA poly(A) tail shortening; positive regulation of translational initiation; DNA-templated transcription. The coding region runs from base 69 to 587 and encodes 172 amino acids. Lineage: Eukaryota; Metazoa; Chordata; Lepidosauria; Squamata; Varanidae. The record is from RefSeq and is a predicted model, not a curated record.
CCUGGCGAGGCGUGGGCGGGGCCCGGCGCGGCGUCAUUUCCGGGCAGGGGCGCCCGCGGCGCGGAGGGAUGUUUUACCACAUCUCCUUGGAACAUGAAAUCCUGCUGCAUCCCCGUUACUUCGGGCCCAACCUGCUUAACACAGUGAAGCAAAAGCUCUUCACCGAGGUGGAGGGGACCUGUACGGGCAAGUAUGGCUUCGUCAUUGCCGUGACUACGAUCGACAACAUCGGGGCAGGCGUGAUCCAGCCGGGCCGGGGCUUCGUCCUCUACCCGGUCAAAUAUAAGGCCAUCGUUUUCCGGCCUUUCAAGGGGGAGGUCGUGGACGCCAUGGUGACCCAGGUGAACAAGGUGGGGCUCUUCACCGAGAUCGGACCCAUGUCCUGCUUCAUCUCGCGGCACUCCAUUCCCUCCGAAAUGGAAUUCGACCCCAACUCCAAUCCGCCUUGCUACAAGAGCGUGGACGAGGAUAUCGUCAUCCAGCAAGAUGAUGAAAUCAGACUGAAGAUUGUGGGGACGCGAGUGGACAAGAACGACAUUUUUGCUAUCGGAUCGCUCAUGGACGACUACCUCGGCCUCGUCAGCUGAAGCGUCGGACCUGCCACCAGCUGUUCCCUCCGUGCGGGCAGCCAGAGAGGAGCAGGCUGAAGAGGCCGGCCUGCGAAUUCCCGGCUCCUCCUCGCUCGGCAGCCGGGACGGGAAGACCCGCCUCCGCUCUUUCUGCAUUAAAGAGUCCUUGCUACAA